AUGCCUCUCCAGAUGGACCGCAUAAUCGCGCUGACUGAACAGCUCAGUCAAGGCGUCAAGACGUUGAAUCUUGAAGACGAUAAGACCAGGGCGAGGCUGCUCGAGGCUGCGUGGAGCCUGGCUCGAGCCCUGGAAACGCCUCGGGAGACUCUUCUGAGGACAUGUCUGCUUGAUAGUACCACAAACACUGUCAUUAAGGUGGCUUUCGACCUCAAGCUAUUCCAACAGCUGGACGAGAAACAGGCUAAAGGAACGGCUGAGCUGGCGGAAGAGACGGGAGCAGAAGAGGCUCUGCUCUCCCGUCUUCUCAAACACCUCGCCUCGACUGGUUUCAUUGGAGAGGCCGGUCCCGAUCUAUACAUUGCAAACGACCUCGCGCAGAUCCUAGCCACAGAGAACGUCCAGGACGGUUUCGAGAUCCAUCUGGCCACCUUGCGCGUCCUCCCAGAGUAUCUGGCCGAGCACGGCUACCGCGACCCCACGGAUGGUCUCGACUGCCCAAUGCAGAAGGCUUUCAACACAAAACUGCAUUCCUUUGAGUACAUCAAGAGGGACCCCAAACUGGCCCGCGGGUUCAAGGCCGCGGUUCUGGACCAGGCGGGCCUGCGCCGCGCGCACUGGGCUGAGCCCGAGUUCUAUCCUGUGCAGGAGAGGCUCCUCGCUGGUCUGAAGAAGGAUAGUGUUGUGAUGGUUGAUGUGGGCGGUGGUAUGGGUCUGGACUUAAGACUCCUGGCUGACCUUGCCGACACGAGACUCAUCCUCCAAGAUACGGAGCAGGUUCUCAGCGGAACGAACGAGCUCCCAGCCAGGAUCGAGAAGAUGCCGUACGACUUCUUCCAGCGGCAGCCAGUGGAGGGAGCACGCGCGUACUACUUUCACCGCGUGUUUCACGACUGGACCGACGAAAAGUGCCGAGAGAUCCUCCUUGCGCUCAAGCCAGCCAUGACGCGGGGUUACAGCAAGGUGUUGAUCCAAGACAAUGUCAUUCCCGCACAGGGCGCAACGUGGCUUCACACAACGUCCGACCUGCUCAUGUUGUGCGGCUUUGCCGGGAAGGAGAGGACCGAGAAGAAUUUUCGGGAACUCUUCGACAGCGUCGGCAUGAGGGUCACGGGGAUCUGGACCCGGGCGCCUGGUGAGGAGAGCAUUAUUGAGGCUAUCGUGCCGGAGUAG
Molecule: messenger RNA, 1173 nt
Organism: Cryphonectria parasitica EP155
Lineage: Eukaryota; Fungi; Ascomycota; Sordariomycetes; Diaporthales; Cryphonectriaceae
Exons: 7
Coding region: 1-1173 (390 amino acids)
Molecular function (GO): O-methyltransferase activity
Source: RefSeq, a predicted model, not a curated record